Onychostoma macrolepis is the source of this 1875-nucleotide messenger RNA. RefSeq lists its product as uncharacterized. The transcript has 5 exons. The record is from RefSeq and is a predicted model, not a curated record. Lineage: Eukaryota; Metazoa; Chordata; Actinopteri; Cypriniformes; Cyprinidae. Bases 359 to 1729 code for a protein of 456 amino acids.
AAGCCUUUCUGUUUAUUUUAAUGAUGGGGCGGGGCUCCUACACGUGCAUAUAUAUGCGGGCACACCCCCUGAAACUGACCUGUCCUGUCCCUUAGUUUUCAGCAGUGGCUGUUCUGUUCGGCUCUAAGUAUCUUUCAAAGAUAAAUUUAGUCCUCCUAAAACGUCACUCACAUAUUCAAGAAAAGCCGCGAUUCUCAGGUGCUACAAAAGUCCCUCUGUUAGAUUUUAGUGUAUUUAUUUUGGUAGACAUAUUCGCACUUGUAGCCGGUUUGGGUGCGGCUUGCGAAGGAGGAUGCAGCAAAGUAGAACUACUUUCAAUUGAUCAUCUACAUUUGGAAUCUACACAUCUCUAUAAAACAUGCAGUGGAUGUUAUUUCUGUCUAUUUUCUUAUUACUCAUGGACGGUGUGUUUGGUGCAGAAACAGACGAGGCAAUGUCAGUGAUGGAGGGAGACUCCGUCACUCUACACACUAAUCUUACUGAAAUACUCAACGAUGAUACUUUACUAUGGUUGUUUGGACCUAACGAAUUUGUCAUUUCUCAAAUAACGAGGAAGGAGGACCUGACCUCAUUUUUUGUCACUGAUGAUGUGAGAUUCAAUGGCAGAUUUCAGGUAGACCAAAACACUGGCUCUCUCACCAUCAGAAACACCAGAAUCAGACACUCUGGACAAUAUAAACUGAGAUUUUCUAGAGAAAAGACUACAACCAAGACAUUUAAUGUUACUGUAAUUGGUGUGGUUGAUGAGACGGGUGGAGUGAAGUCAGUAUCAGUGAUGGAGGGAGAGUCUGUCACUCUACAGAAUUAUGUUACUGCAAUACAGAGAGACGAUCUGAUAGUGUGGAGGUUUGGCGAUAAAGGCAUUCUCCUGGCUAAAAUCGAUGGAGAAACUAAUGAGACCUCAGUAAACAUUGCCGAUGAGCGAUUCAAAGGCAGACUGGAGCUGGAUCAGACUGGAUCUCUGAUCAUCACAGACACCAGAACCGAACACGCUGGACUUUAUGAGCUACAGAUCAGAGGCCGUGAGAGCUCACAGCAAUUCUUGGUUUCUGUCAGUGGUGUGUUUGUUGAAACAGAUGGAGCGAAGUUAGUGUCAGUGAUGGAGGGAGAUUCUGUCACUCUAAACCCUGAUCUUACUCAACUGCAGAGAGUUUAUAAGAUACUGUGGACGUUUGGAGCUCAAGGAUCUACCAUUGUUGAAGUCAACAGAAAUUACAAUAUAUAUGAAUCUGAUAUGAUGUUUGCAUUCAGAGUGAAUGUGAACCGGAAUGCUUCUCUUACCAUCAGAAACAUAAGAACUAGUCACUCUGGACUUUAUGUAGCGAAGAUCAGCCACAGCACUGGGACAUCAUACAAGAAAUUUGGUGUUAUUGUCUAUGAGUCUCCAUCAGUUAUUGAUGCUGGUGAGGCUGAAAUUAAGAGCAUGUCAGUGAGGAAGGGAAAUCCUGUCACUCUUGAGACUUUUCCUGAAGUAUUUGGAUAUGAGCUAAUGCUGUGGGGGUUUGGAGAUGAAGGAAUUCUCAUAGCCAAAUAUGAUACAGAGGCCACAGUGGCCUCAUUAUACGAUGCUGUUGAUGGGAAAUUCCGAGGCAGACUGCACCUGCAUCAUCAGACUGGGGCACUGACCAUCAGAAACACCAGAACCACAGACUCUGGACUUUAUCAACUGAAAAUCAUGAGUGGACAUACUUCAUACAAGAAAUUCAGUGUUACUGUCAGUGGUGAGUAACUCAAGAACAGUGUUGGGGUAACGCAUUACAAGUAACACGAGUUUCGUAAGCAGAUUACUUUUUUCAAGUAACUAGUAAAGAAACACACUACUUUUAAAUUUACAAUGAAAUAUCGUCAUUAUCAAAUAAGCAAUGCAAGUUACUU